This is a messenger RNA of Protopterus annectens (West African lungfish), 552 nucleotides long. RefSeq names its product ribosomal protein S23 (gene RPS23). The transcript has 4 exons. The record is from RefSeq and is a predicted model, not a curated record. Lineage: Eukaryota; Metazoa; Chordata; Ceratodontiformes; Protopteridae. Gene Ontology annotation, molecular function: structural constituent of ribosome. Gene Ontology annotation, cellular component: ribosome; cytosolic small ribosomal subunit. Gene Ontology annotation, biological process: translation. Bases 74 to 505 code for a protein of 143 amino acids.
CCUUACAGGACCUUUUUGUCGCAAAGCAUUGUGAGGUACAUUCUCUUUUCCUGGUCACUCAUAGACACGUACGAUGGGCAAGUGCCGUGGUCUUCGCACAGCCAGAAAGCUGCGUAGCCACCGUCGUGAACAAAAGUGGCAUGACAAACAGUAUAAGAAGGCCCAUUUGGGUACUGCUCUGAAGGCCAACCCUUUUGGGGGUGCUUCCCAUGCUAAAGGAAUUGUGCUGGAAAAAGUUGGCGUAGAGGCCAAGCAGCCAAACUCUGCUAUCAGGAAGUGUGUCAGAGUCCAGCUCAUCAAGAAUGGUAAAAAGAUAACAGCUUUCGUCCCCAAUGACGGGUGCUUGAACUUCAUCGAAGAAAAUGAUGAAGUUCUUGUCGCUGGCUUUGGUCGUAAAGGACAUGCUGUUGGUGAUAUUCCUGGUGUCCGCUUCAAAGUGGUAAAAGUGGCCAACGUUUCCCUACUGGCAUUGUACAAAGGCAAAAAGGAGAGACCUAGGUCAUAAAUGUUUUCGUGCUCACAGGAAUAUUAAUAAAAAUGUUUUCCCCUUAA